AUGGAUCAACGUAGUAGUAAUUUUGUUGGGGGAAAAUUAAAAUUGAAAAAAAAAAUAAAAAAAAGUAAAAGCAAAAAAAGUAGUGAUAAUGCAGACAAAAAAUAUAAGGACGAAAUAAAUAAAGGAUUAGAACAUGAGGAGAAAAAGAAAAAAACAAAUGACAAAGAUGAGGAUAUAAUAAAUGGUACAGGAAGAAUAGUAACAAUUAAAAAUACGAUACAAGGAUUUGAUACAAAGUUUAUAGAAGAAUUAAAAGUUGGAUAUCAAAUAAUUUUAAAAAAUCCAAAUAGUCUACAAAUUGAAAAAAGAAAUGUAACAUCCAUAUUAAGUAAUAGAACUGUACUUGUUGAUGAAGAAUUUUCAAGUGAUAUAAGUACAGCAUGUAAAUAUUAUAUAAAUAAAAAAAAAGUUGAAGAUAUAAGUAAUAGUGAAAGUUGUAGUGAUAAUGAAACAUUGAAAUAUGCAAAAGUUUUAAAAGAUAAACCUAAACAUGAUGUUAUAAAAAUACGACAAAAAGUUGGAUUAUGGUCUUAUAAAGUUGUUGAUAAAAAAAUUAAGGGAAAUUUAACAAACGAGCAAAAGUUAGAUGAACGGGUAAAAAGUGGGCGUGAUAAAUUUUGUUGGUAA
Messenger RNA from Plasmodium vinckei vinckei, 627 nucleotides. Its product is annotated as conserved Plasmodium protein, unknown function. Lineage: Eukaryota; Apicomplexa; Aconoidasida; Haemosporida; Plasmodiidae. Bases 1 to 627 code for a protein of 208 amino acids. The transcript has a single exon. The record is from RefSeq and is a predicted model, not a curated record.